AUGGGUACAUCGCCACACGAAAGUUGUGGAUGUAAAGGAGCACGUUUUUGUGGUCUUUGUGAGACUUCGGAUCGUGUGAAGAAUUUACGAAUCGAAGGAAAUAAAUUCGAAAGUUAUCAGGUUUUUAAUUCUUUUUCCCCAAAUUUCCUUCAAUUCCAUAUUCCUUUCCAGAUUUUCAUAUACGAUCCAACACGAAAUAUUGGAAUACCUUCACAAAAUCUCACCUCAAAAUCAAGUCUUGAAGAAAUAAUCAGUGAAACACAAAAAAGUCGAGAUUUCUCACCAGAUUCAUGUGUCAAAUUAAACGGGCUUAUUUUAAUACAAAAUUUCUUGUCAAAUGAGGAAGAAACUGAUAUUUUGGAUAUGAUUGACCGAGUUGAUUGGGCUCCAUCACAAAGUGGCAGACGAAAACAGGAUUAUGGACCAAAAGUGAAUUUUAAGCAAAAAAAAGUGAAAACUAACACAUUUGUAGGUAAGUGUUUGUUAGAAUUUUUCUAGGAAUGAGGAAUUUAUAAUUUAAAUAAAUAAAUAGAAAAUAAUUUUUCUUUUUAAAAAAAAAUCGAGUUCAACACGCAACGCGACUUCCGAAAUGAGUAUUUAUUUUUCAUUUCUAGAAAAUUACUUUUCAGGAAUGCCAGAAUACGCAGAUUUCCUGCUCGACAAAAUGCGAAAUCAUAACAGUGAAAAAUUGGGAAAUUAUCAGCCUUUUGAAAUGUGCAAUUUGGAAUAUGAGGAAUCGAAGAAAAGUGGAAUUGAGAUGCAUAAAGAUGAUAUGUGGAUAUGGGGAAAUCGACUAAUCAGGUGAAUAUUUUUGGAAGGGAAAAUUAGAUUGAGUUUUUCUUAUAAAUACAACAACUUUACUGUUUUCAGUAUAAACCUGAUAAAUGGAAGUGUUAUGACAAUGACAAAUGAUUCGACUGAACAGUUAUGUUAUGUUUAUAUGCCACAUCGCUCUUUUCUUUGUAUGGCUGAUGAUGCGAGAUAUCAAUGGAGUCAUGGAAUAUUGCCACAUCAUAUAAGAGGAAGACGGAUAGCAUUGACUAUGAGAGAAGCUGGAAAAGAUUUUCAGGUAAGAAUUUUGGUAGUUUGAGAGAUUUUUGAACUGAAAACCUUUUAGGGGGUCCAUUUCUGCAGGGGUCCAUUUCUGCUUUUGAAAAAAAAAUUUCGAAAAAUUAUAGGAUAAAAAAGUAGCCGAAAAUGAAAAUUCAUUAGCCUAAAAAUGAUCAGAUUUUUUCCGAAUCUAAACUUUUGCCACAACCCUCUUACUAGGUUUGAAUUAACCUAAAGUGGGCACAGAAACAAUUUCACCGCCCUGAAAAUCAAAUUUUUGAGCUUCACUUUGAUCCUCUAAGUUUUUCCAGCUCAAAAUUAUAUACUCUCUAAUAAAUUACUCGUUUUUCCCAUUUCCACGCUACGAUUUCUUUUCUCAUUUUUUUCAACGAAAGAUUCAAGGUUAUCUGUCAAUUUCACCACGUGACUGCUGAAGUUUGCAAAAAUAGAUAAAGAGUAAAUAUUGACCAUAUGAUUUUUGAAUUAGAAUCGAAAUACAAAACUGGUUGAAUAUUUUGAAAAUAAAAAUAAAAUAAUAAAUGAAAAUAUAAAAUUAAAAAAAAAAUAAGUACAAAAAAAAUAGUUUUUUGAAUACUCAAAGUUUUUCAGGAAGGCGGAGAGCUUUACGAGAAAUAUGGUGCCGAAUUAAUUCGCCUCGGCAAUAUACGUGUCCCUUUGAGAAAUUGAAAUCCAAGGUAUUCUUAUUUUGUUGUUCUUUGAUACUAAUAUAUUGAUAUUUUGAAAAUUUGAUAGUUUUAACAUGAAUAUGUUCUUUGAAGUUUUAUCACAGAUUUAUCACAGAAAGAGCGCGCAAUAUUGUUUUCUUAUUUAAACACCCUCUUUUUUUCAUUUCAUUUUAUUGGUUUUUGUUUGUUUUUAUCAUUCUCAGCCACUCACGUGGUCCUUUUCAUCUUCAACCAAAAAAUUGUUGUUUUUCAUUCAUUCAUUUUCAAUUUUCUCUCUCGAUUUUCCUCGUUAUUUGUUGUUUUUGUUUCUUUUUCACCUCUCAUUUUCACAACCACGCCUUUCGGUUUUUGGGGCCAGAUCGUAAUCUAAUUAUUCAUUUUUGUAUUAUUUGUUUCCUUGUUUCAGACAUGUGUGACGAGGCUGAAAAAAUGGCGAAAAUCGGGAAAAUCGAGUAUGAUUUGAUUAAACGACACGAUUCACCGGAAUGCGAUCAACAUACAAAAUAUGAAUGCGAUUUGGAAUUGGCAAAAUAUGCUCUGAUGAGAAGUGAAAUGGCUUUGGUGAGUUUUUAAAGAACUUUUAACACAUUUUCCUAAUCAUUUGAUUUUUUCCAGAAAAAUGUUUAUAACGAGGAAUUUGUGACACCAGCAAAAAUGAGAUAUUUGCGAGAAGAUUUCGAGGCCGCGCAAGAAAAUUUGAGAUCUCUUCAAAUGUCGCCUGUUUAA
Molecule: messenger RNA, 2462 nt
Organism: Caenorhabditis angaria
Lineage: Eukaryota; Metazoa; Nematoda; Chromadorea; Rhabditida; Rhabditidae
Source: the annotation of a GenBank genome assembly